This is a messenger RNA of Dovyalis caffra, 951 nucleotides long. Lineage: Eukaryota; Viridiplantae; Streptophyta; Magnoliopsida; Malpighiales; Salicaceae. The record is from the annotation of a GenBank genome assembly.
AUGGAGAACGGAGGCUCAAACGAGGACUAUGAUUCAUCACUACCCGUAGAAAAAUGGUGUGGAGAUGAAAAACUUUAUCAAUGGAAGGGAUUUUGGUUCAGACUCCAAUACCUGCCAGGAACCCAACAGGUUCUUGACCACUUCAAGCCGCUUCCUACUGAUGUUAUCUUAGCAUCUUUCCCAAAAACUGGCACAACUUGGCUCAAAGCUCUCUUGUAUUCCGUCAUCAAUCGCUCUUCUAGAGACUCUUUGAAAACCAAUCAUCCCCACAUGCUUGUACCAACAUUAGAAAUUCAAUUAUAUGAUGGAACACAACCACAAUCUUUUAGUAGCUUUGCCAGCACCAAUUCGCCUGCAGCCAGGAUUUUUGCUACUCAUCUGCCUUACCAAAUCCUGGCGGACACUGUUAAGCCAUCAGAUUGUCGCAUGGUUUAUGUCACUCGAAACCCCAAGGAUACCCUCAUAUCAUUCUGGCAAUUUGUGUUGAAGUCUACGAGUUAUGAAGACCCAUGGCCUUUGGAGGUGGCUGUAAAGAAGUUUUGUAGUGGGUUGAUCCCUUUUGGACCUUACUAUGAUCAUGUUUUGGGGUACUGGAGGGAGAGCUUGGAGAGGCCUGAGCAAGUGUUCUUUAUUACUUAUGAAGAACUUAAAGAUGAGCCCAAGCCUCAUGUGAAGAGAUUAGCAGAGUUCUUGGGGAAUCCCUUCAAUGGUGAUGGCGAGGAAGAGGUCUUGGAUGAGAUAGUGGGAAACUGUAGCUUUGAGAAACUGAGCAACUAUGAGGUAAACAAGUCCAGUGAGCAUACACAAUGGAUGAAUUUGCCAUUUAGUUCCUUCUUUAGGAAAGGAGAUGUUGGGGAUCAUAUCAAUUACUUGAACAAUGAAAUGUUGGAAAGCAUUGACGCAAUUACAAGGGAGAAAUUUCAUGGUUCAGGUUUCAUGUAUGGAAUUUAG